AUGGCAGACACGAAGAACGGCGAAGGCGAGGCUCCGUCUUCGACGGCUGGGGACCAGUCCAAUGCACCAUCACCGCGCAACGAAGAGGAUGUGCAAAGCAAUCAACAACAUCAACCCAACGCUGCAUCAGAAACAGCACCUUCAAAAUCAACUAGCAAGGCUUCUUCCACUAGAAAUUCGACACCUGCUGCUUCUUUGGAGGUACAGCACCCUGCACAGGAUCCCGACGACGCGUCUUCUGCCAUGGAAGACGUGCAACCAUCACUGGAGGCCACCAACGGUACUUCAAAUCAGUCCAAAGCAUCAUCAAAAGAGCCAGAUCAAAAUGGUGAGGCGCCAUCGUCAUACGGUACGCGAUCGCGCGGCCGUCCUGGCAGGUCGCGACCUAAUUAUGCUGAAGACACCGAAAUGGACUUUGAAGUGGGAGCUGUAGCCGCGAAUGGCAACGUAUCUGAUCCGCCGUCGCGUAAUUCUGUGGCUCCCGAAAACGGUCAUGUUCCCAGUGUGAGUGGGAAGAAAGGUUCCGCCUCUGCACAAGGCAAUGCAUCGUGGGGUAAUUCCGGAUCCAACACUAAAGAAAACGCGCCGAAUCCCAAUAUUUCCGGCACAUCAACAACCGCUGCAACAACUCAGUCCAGCACACCACAGCCGCAACCCGCAACCAAACGGCGCAAAAAUGCUGCUGCCAACGGCGCAAAUGGUAGUCACGCGAGCGCCGCUGCGCCAAGCCAAGCAGGGGCGAAGCGCGGAAGCCAUGCCAGCGCCAUGGUAGCCGCCAACAGCGCGCGGGAGUCCAACAUGAUGACUUUCGAAAACACUGGCGCUUUCCUCGUCGAUGGUCACUUGGAAGCAGACGAUGGUCAGAUUGUUUCCGUUAAUGAUCAAGUGUACCUCGUGUGCGAGCCGCCCGGCGAGCCCUACUACCUCUGCCGGGUCAUGGAGUUUAUCCACGUCGACAACGACCCCAAGAAGCGGAUAGAGUCCAUGCGAGUUAAUUGGUUCUACCGCCCACGAGAUGUCCAGCGCUACAACAAUGACACUCGUCUGGUCUAUGCGACCAUGCACUCGGAUCUUUGUCCCCUUGCAUCUCUACGAGGAAAGUGCCAAAUCUUGCAUCGGAGCGAGAUCGGCGAUCUGGACGAGUACCGCAAAACCAAAGACAGCUUCUGGUUCAACCAGGUUUUCGAUCGCUUCAUCCACCGCUGGUACGAUGUUAUUCCAGUCUCAUCAGUCAUCAAUGUACCCGACAAGGUCAAGAAAGCACUGGAUGAGCGAUGGAAGUACAUUUGUCUCGAGACCAGUCGGGUGAAGGAACUAACUAGCGCCGUCAAGAGCUGCAAGCGUUGUGUCGGAUAUUGCGCAGCGAAUGACUCCGUAGAAUGUGCUGUGUGCCACAACACAUAUCACAUGAACUGCGUACGUCCGCCACUUCUGAAGAAACCAUCUCGUGGUUUCGCUUGGGCUUGCGGUCCAUGUAGUAGAGCUCAAGAGAAGAAGUUGGAGGCUCGGUUGGGUACCACCCACGAGGAUGCAGAGGAAGAAGAAAUCAUAGACGAAGAAGAGGAGGAGGCGAGCGGCGACACCAAUGCGACCACGCCGGAUCUGGAUUCCCAAAUCGACACACAUCCUGCUACACAGGCAGAGAUAGCCUUGGCUAAGAUGUGGCCCAUGCGGUACCUUGGCAUACAUUGCCGAGUAGAGGACGCACUGCAGUACGACGAUCGAGCCAUCUACCCUCGCGCGAGUUCUAGGUUAGGACCCCGACACCAAGCUAACGUCAACGUCUGGCACGGUCAUCCUGUGGAGUUGGUCAAACCGGCGGAGAUCAAGAAACGCUACGUCAAGGCUGCCGGUAACAAGAAGGAAGGCAAGCUUUCGAAAGAGACGGUGGCUGCGAUCGAAGCAGACAAGGCGGAGAAGGCUAAGCGCCCUAAGUGGGUGAUGGACGAGCCGCCUGGAUACGUUCGCCGUGGUCAAGAUCUUCCGAACAAGGACAAGGAAUGUACCGCGGAAUUGAUGUUCAAGAUGCCACCGUUAGGAGUACACUCUACGCGAGGAGAAGAUAACGCGCCGACCGUCACGGAGGACCAAGUCAAGGCUUACAUGGACCGAGCGAGAGCCUUGGCUAAAUCGCACGUUGGCGUAGAACCGUACAACACGAACUUUUUGGAUCGGUGUUUGGCGCUCUUUACCAAGCACCAGUACGAUGCAGAUGUAGCGUUGAAGCAUGUCAAAAAGAUCGACAAGCGGAAAGACUUGAAAGAGCCUGAGCUGACCAAGGAAGAAGAAAAGAAGUGGAAUGAGGGUGUCGCAAAAUACGGUUCGGAGAUCAGGCUCGUCCGCCUGCACACCAGCAAAACUAUGUUCUACGGCGAUGCCGUACGCUACUACUACAUGUGGAAGAAGACACCCAAAGGAAGGGAGAUCUGGGGCUCCUACAGCAGCCGAAAAGGGCGUACCAAAAAGGUGGAGCCUGAUGCACAGUCCCGACUUGUUGACGAUGUUGCGGACAACGCAGACGACUCGGCCUUUGACAGUGCAAAGGCCAUACAGCGCAAGCGUCUCUUCCAGUGCAAGUUCUGCACGGUCCGCCAUUCUCGCCAAUGGAGACGUGCGCCUGGUGUGACACCUGGCCAGAUGAUACCUCCUGAUGGUCGGUCCAAGGACAAGACCGGGUUCCUUAUCGCGCUUUGCCUACGCUGUGCCAACCUAUGGCGCAAGUAUGCAGUAACGUGGGAAAACGUCGACGAGAUUGCGAAGAAAGUCGCGCAAGGUGGAGGAAAGGCAUGGAAGCGACGCAUCGAUGAGGAGCUCCUACGGGAGGUCUACGCGGCGCAGUCAGACCCAAGCUCCAAGAACGGUACCCCCGAGUAUGCCGAAGCUCCGAGUGCCACUGCCCAGGCGACUGCAGAGCCGCCCAAGAAAAAACAGAAGACUGCUGCUAUGACCAACGGAGACAGCGGAACGACCACUCCAGUCAACGAGCCUGUCUCGAAGAAGAAGGAGAAGGAAAAGUCUACUGCAGCCCCCAAGGCUCCUACACCCCCACCAGUUCCUUCGCCUCCGAAACUAAGGCCUUUGCCCUGCGCCGUCUGUCGAUCGUCAGAAGGUUCCCGUCUAGAGUGUGCGGCCUGUCGGUUGACUAUCCACAAACGAUGUUACGGUGUUGAGGAAACACGACAGGCGAACAAAUGGUACUGUGAUACAUGCAAGAACGACAAGAAAGAGAGCGUGUCAUAUGAUACCGAGCAAGAGUUCUAUGAACAGCCGAAGAUUACCCACAAGAAGAAGACUGAUCGCGAUCGCGAAAAGGAGCGCCUAGAGAAGGAGCUUGUUGACCGAGCCAAGGACGAGUAUCGCCUCCGACAGCAGGAAAAGGGCCGGCCGCUUGUGCCCCGGGAGCCACUCAAGCGCACUGCCGACAAUAACUGGGUACAUGUGUACUGUGCAAUUUGGCAUCCCGAGAUCAAGUUCAGCAGCGCAACGCGUCUUGACAUGGUGGAGGGGAUAGGAGCACCAACACUUAGAUACGACGCAGUCUGCAAGCUGUGCAAGACGACUGAGGGCGCCUGUGCAUCUUGCUUGCAAUGCCAUGCGACUUUUCACGUUGGUUGUGCCCACAGCAACGGCUACACGUUCGGGUUCGACAUGACACCAGUCAAGGUUUCUCGGAGGGAUGCAGUGCCAACGGUUACCAUGAACGGAGAAACGGGUACAUUGAUUGCGGCGAUCUGGUGCAAAGAACAUACCCCCAAGACUGUUGUUCACCCCAUGAACGAGGAAGUGGAAGGGACGGAGCUGAUCGCAUUGCAAUUAUUCGCGCGCGAAUUCAAGCAGGCCGAUCUUACCUUGACAGGCACUGCGCGCAAAGCCAACUUGGUAGACCAGUCGACACGCAUCGUGCCCCAAAUUGCACCGACCCCAGUUAAUCGCAGAGCAUCCGCAGUCACCGCGCCAACGCCCACAUCGGCCCGUGGUCGACAAUCGAACGCUGGCAUAUCAGUCAAAGAAGAAUCUGCCGAACCUCCUGCGCCCAAGCCUGAGCGUAAAUGUGUGCGCUGCAAGAUUGAAGCUAGUCCGCGAUGGUGGAAAGUUGACGCAGAUAUGCCAGCAACACAAGCGCCUCGUGUGGUAGAUGGACCAAUUGACCGUGAUGGACAGACAGACCAAAACGGCCACGUUGAGAAGAAGCCUGUUGUCGAAGAGGGUCGAAUCGUCAAUGGCAAUGGCCAAGACGAUCGGCCAAUGACGGAUGCGCCAGCUGUCGCUCCACCUGCGCAUAACACUUUGCGGUUGAAUACUGAUGUGGACGCUGCUUCCUCAGCUUCGUAUAUAUGCCAGAAGUGUCAUUGGAAGAAACAAAAUGGUACGACUGACGACGAGGAAGAGCGAGCGAGGUCGGUAUCGAUCUUCAAAGAGCCACCGCAGACAUACCCUUUGCCGGCAACUCAGAUACCACCAUAUCCACCUCCACCUCCCUCCUUAGCAGGAGGAUGGACAUUACCAGGUGGUCCCGCACCAGGCCAGCCCCCUCCGCUACCCUCCUGGCAUAGCGGUGUCCCUCCGGGACCUGGACAUCCCCCGCACCAUCUACCCAACGGGAAUGGAUACGGACCACCACCACUACAGGGCCCACCUGUUGGUCAUAUCCCUUCGUUCCAUGCACCGUACCCACCUCAGCCGAAUGGCUACGCGGCUUUCUCAGGUGCACCAAUGCACUCUGCGAUAGCAGCCGCAGGGCUUCGGCCACCGUACUCAGGACCGCCUAUUAGUGGACCUCCCCAGCUACAUCAUAACAACGGCGCAAUGAUGGUCAACGGUGCUAUGCAAUCCCCACGGACGAUUCCGUAUUCGCCAACUCAUCCUCAUGCCCAUCCGGCCUCGCGUGAAAGCCCAUUCACUGCUCCUCCAGCAGUCGCGCAGUACCCCGUACUGCACCACGGUAGCCCUGCCCCUGGCAGACCGGCAACACCCAUGGACACGGUGAUGCGCGAUGCUCCAGCAGUGACGUCGGCGCCCACCGAACGCGCCAAUACCGGGGCAAGUGCUAGCCCAUCUCUCCGCAACUUGUUACAUUAG
This is a messenger RNA of Alternaria postmessia, 5079 nucleotides long. RefSeq lists its product as uncharacterized. Bases 1 to 5079 code for a protein of 1692 amino acids. Gene Ontology annotation, cellular component: Lid2 complex. The record is from RefSeq and is a predicted model, not a curated record. Gene Ontology annotation, biological process: histone catabolic process. The transcript has 4 exons. Gene Ontology annotation, molecular function: ubiquitin-protein transferase activity; chromatin binding. Lineage: Eukaryota; Fungi; Ascomycota; Dothideomycetes; Pleosporales; Pleosporaceae.